AUGGUCUCUGGCACCUUUGUCUUCCAAUUGAUUGAUCACUACCUACAGGAUGACCCCGAACGUGGCUGGUGUCCCGGACGCUGGUUUCUCCGGACCGGUUGCGCCGCGGCUCUGCGUCACCUGUAUCGCUUUGUCGCACCCCGAUUCGAUCCUUCCACUUCGGCCGAUAAGAUCUCUUACUCUCCCCGCGGGGAGCCUCGUUCGUCGAUAUCGUUGCAUACCAGUCAAACAUUAACACCAUCGCCCAAGAUGUCUGCCGGUCUCAAAACCAUCAUCGCACUCUCCUUCGUGCUCGCCGUCGGAUUCCUCCUCGUUAUCCUGUCUUGCGCGUUGUGGAAGGUCUACUAUCCUCUGUUUGUUGUCGCCACCUAUGUCAUUGCGCCUAUUCCCAACUGGAUCUGCGGACACUGCGCCAACCCCGAUGAUUUCGUCGAGAGCUCCGGUGCUGCAGUUCUAGAUCUUGGACGUUUCUUUACAGGAUUCUUUGUUGUUAUGGGAAUUGCUCUACCUGUUGUCCUCGCACACUCCGGCCUUAUCGAAGUCCAGGCCAUGGUUAUGUCCAUAAUCGGCGGUCUACUGAUUUACGGAACCAUUGUCAGCUUCGGCAUGUUUUUCCACGAGGAGCAAGAUUUCUAG
Messenger RNA from Fusarium poae, 636 nucleotides. RefSeq lists its product as uncharacterized. Bases 1 to 636 code for a protein of 211 amino acids. Lineage: Eukaryota; Fungi; Ascomycota; Sordariomycetes; Hypocreales; Nectriaceae. Gene Ontology annotation, biological process: late endosome to vacuole transport via multivesicular body sorting pathway. The record is from RefSeq and is a predicted model, not a curated record. The transcript has 3 exons. Gene Ontology annotation, cellular component: endosome; Vps55/Vps68 complex.